CAAAAUGAAAUCAAAAUGCGAAAAAACGGAAAAUCCUGUACCGGAAUUGAGACCCAAAAUUCAGCCAAAAUUGAUAAGAUGGGCGGAAUACGAAACUCAUUUGUAAGGCUCUGCUUGACUGCUUGCAUGAUCAACACUUAGCUUAAAACCCCUAAACUCGCUGUGCUGAGUUGUUAGCACUCUUGGCCAUUUCCUCUGGUCGUUCAAUUCCCCCCUUGGGCUUUAUAUGGUGUCAGUUUUAGUGAAAUUCUGCAAGAGCUUUCUGGGGUUCUGAGCUGAAAAUGACUUCCUUUGAGGGAGACCUCGAGGAGCAGCUUAAAGAGGCUGGGAAUAAGCUCAUUAACCCUCCUUCCUCCAUUGACGAGCUCCUCAAUCUUCUUGAUAAAGUUGAGAAUUUGUUAGCAAAUGUGGAACAAGCGCCGUCAGAAUCUAUGAAAGAUGCACUUUUACCCUCGAUGAAGGCACUGAUCACUGUUGAGCUUUUGAGACAUUCCGAAAUGGACGUGAAGGUUUCAGUUGCAUCUUGCAUUACCGAGAUUACAAGGAUAACAGCACCAGAUGCCCCUUACAAUGACGAGCAAAUGAAGGAAAUCUUUCAGCUGACUGUUGCAGCAUUUGAAAGUUUCUCUCAUGCGUCCACUCGCUGUUAUACUAAGACGGUUUCAAUUCUUGAAACUGUUGCAAGGGUCAGGUCAUGCUUGGUGAUGCUGGACCUUGAAUGUGAUACAUUGGUUGUUGAAAUGUUUCAAAAUUUCUUAAAACUCACCAGGUCCAACCCUCCACUCUCUGUAUUUUCAGCCAUGGAAACAAUUAUGACCAUGGUCAUAGAGGAAAGCGAAGAAAUUUCCUUAGAUCUUCUCAUUCCACUCCUAUCUAGUGUAAAAAAGGAAAAUCAGACUGAUUCACCCAUUGCAUGGCAAUUGGGAGAGAAAGUUAUUACUAAUUGUGCUGUUAAGCUUAAACAUUAUCUUAAGGAAGCAGUGCAGUCUAUGGGUAUUGCUUUGGAUGACUAUUCUCAAAUUGUCACUUCUAUAUGCCAAAGUGGACCCACCCUUCUUGAACAUGAACAAGUCAAUGGCUACGGGGAGCAUUUGGUGUCUUUAAUGGCCAUGCAUGGAGUUAGAAAUUGGCUAGCAACGAAAGAUUCCACUGAAGCCCAUGAGAAUAAGUUAGGGAAACAGCCAGGUUCAAGUGAGCCACUCCAGAUUUUUGUCAACCAGGUGAUCAAGGGUCUUGCUCCAGAUACUGUGUGUUGUACCAAAAUUGGCCAAUCUGUGGAUGGUACUUUGAAGUCAGUGAUGAGUAAUUUCGCUAAGAAUGAUAAUACUUUCAAAAAAGAAAAAAUUUCAAAAUCAUUACAUCGUCUUCUUACUAGACAUAACAAAAGCAUCAGUGCAAGAAGCAAUGCUGAACCUGGCAGCGUAGACUCUAAGAAGGCAACCAAAUCAGAAAUUCAGCGAGUCUCUCUUCCAAAGAAAAGGGGUAGGAAACCUAAUUUUGUAAUGAAUCCUGAGGAAGGCUACGACCAUAUUUUGAUUUCUACAGGAAGAAAAACUACAAAUGUGCGUUGCAGAAAGUCUCAUGAUGGGGGGGGAGUUGAUGAUUCACCUUCUGAAAACCUAGAUCCAGGGAAGGUCACUUCAUCACUUGAAGAUGUGACUGAACUUUCUGAUUUUCAACCUAAAAUUAACAAGAUAGUAAUUGCUGCUGCACCAUUCACAGAUCAUUCGCUUCCUGAUGCUAGCCAUCCUACAAGUGGCCAGCCAAAGCAAAAAGGGAACACAGUUAAUCAAGAUGCCAACCCUAAUUCCCUAUCAAGGUCAAAGAAAAGGUACUUGAAUUCUCGGGUUGGGGAGAAAGCAUCACAAUCUGUAGAUCUCAGUUUGAAAAAGGAAUAUGAAGUUUUGCAUAACUCUAACACAAAGCCACAGGGACACACGAGAAAGAUUAGAAUUGCUACAAAGACCAAGGAAGAGACAACUCUAGCUCUUGGAUAUGUAGUGUCGGAGAAGGAAGUUGCUGUCCCUUACAUUCCUGCGGAGAAGCCAUUGCGGCCAUCUGCUAUGAAUAGUAGAUCAUCAAUCCGAAUGUUUAUUAAGAAAAGAAAGAGGGAUAAUGCUACUUGUGAAAAAGAUAUUACUGAAGCAUCUAAUAGAAAGAUGAUUUCUAAGUCUGCUAGUAAGUCAACCGAUAGAGAUGGCAGUUACUUGGAAGAAACUUCAAAAACAAAACUCAGGAGGAAGCAUACUGCCACAAAGGAAAAGUCUUCUAAAAAGUUUGAUCUUGGUGAGCGAUUGGUUGGUAGCAGCAUAAAAGUUUGGUGGCCGUUGGACAAGAUAUUCUAUGAAGGUCUUGUAAAUUUUUAUGACCCUGUUAAAAAGAAGCACCAGGUGUUAUAUGCUGAUGGAGAUGAAGAAAUCUUAAACCUCAAAAAGGAACGCUGGCAACUAGUUGGGGAUAAUGUUUUGCCAGGAGGCCAAGGGACUGAUCUUCCCGAACUAUAUGCUACUUGUGAUCUACCAGAAAAGAGGAAAGGGAAAGUAAAGUCACAGUCAGCCAAACGACAAAAGGUUGAUGCUUCUUCAAAAAGGAUUCAAGCUUCGGAUGGUAUAUUCAAAGUUGUCAAACCUACAAAAUCUGUGGAUGACCCUUCAAAGGCAGAUGAUGGUCAUAAAAAAUUUACUGGCAAGUUGAGGAUUGAGAAGCUAAAGGCCGGUACCAGAUUGAAACAGAACAUACCUAAGACUGUAACGUUGCCCAAGGGAUUCCUCUAAGUUACAGGUAAAUAUUAGCAAGUGGCCAAAGAAAUGGAGGUAGCUAUUUGACCUGUUUCAGACAAGGAUAUGUAUAGAGUGAGUAGUGACACAAGCUCUCGAAGGCUUAUAAUUUUGAGUUUAGCAGAGGGUAAGAAUAAGUUAUAGUCUCUUUUUGUUUUGUUUCUCAUGUAGUUGCAGAAGCAAGCAUGGAGAUGGUUUUUGCAUUCAAAUGCUGGGUUAUGCAUUUGAACUCUGACUACAACUUGUUCAAGUCAUUGCCCCGAUCUGGGUUCGGCUCAUCUCCAGUUAGAAAUUCUCAAGUUUUCUUCAAA
Molecule: messenger RNA, 3088 nt
Organism: Carya illinoinensis
Lineage: Eukaryota; Viridiplantae; Streptophyta; Magnoliopsida; Fagales; Juglandaceae
Exons: 15
Coding region: 282-2774 (830 amino acids)
Biological process (GO): mitotic sister chromatid cohesion; DNA repair
Cellular component (GO): nucleus; chromatin
Source: RefSeq, a predicted model, not a curated record